AUGUCGGAUGGAAGGAGAGAUCGUCGACAACAGAACCGCAGAUUUGCCGCCGGAGGCAGCGGGAUUGAUCAACGUGAUCCUCGCGACAUCGAGAUUGAAAGACUCAAUCAACAGAUUCGGGAACUUGAGUUGAUUCAACAGCCGUUUGACGACCAUUACCACCGUGAUGAUGAAGAUGAUCGCACCGCCACGGACUCCGUAGUAUGGGACGAUUAUGAUCAUCAGGAUCAAUUUCAUAAUGUUUUUGCUUCACCAGACCACAGGCAACCACGUCCGCAGCCGCACGAUCAAUUUCAUAAUGUUUUUGCUCCACCAGACCACAGGCAACCACGUCCGCAACCGCACCACCCCACUGAUCCCAUGCGAUCCUUGGGGAUCAGAACUGAAAUUCCAGAAUUCGAAGGGAAGAUGCAACCGGACGACUUCAUCGAUUGGUUGUCUACCGUAGAGUGUAUUUUUGAUCUCAGACAAGUCCCGGAGCCCUUAAAGGUAAAACUCGUUGCCAUUCGCUUACGUAAGUACGCUUCAUUAUGGUGGGAACAUGUGCAAAAUCAACGAUAUCGGGAGGGUAAACACAAAGUUGAGACAUGGGAUAAGAUGAAGCGUUUGAUGAAGGCUAAAUUUUUACCCGUUAACCAUAAACAAGAAUCUUUUUUGGAGUAUCACUCGUUCAAACAACAGUCUUUGUUAGCUAAAAAGGUUGAAAAACAGCUCGUGACCCGUUCCCGUUCCAAUGUACGCUAUCAGCAGCCUCGGGGACAACAACCGCCCAACUCACAGCCCCGCAUUGACCCACCAAAGGCCGCCCCGAUCGUCCCUGACAUCCCUUCAGGGGCUGGUUCCUCUUCGGCACAACGUUGGUACAAAUGCCACGGUAUUGGUCACCUAAAACGGGAGUGCCCUAAUAAACAGGUCAUUGCUUUGGUUGACGAACCGCAACCCUCCUACGACACCGACUCAGAAAAUGAGAAGGAUGACCGGUCUGAAGUUAUUUAUCCGGAUAAGGGCGAAGCCCUUGUGGUACAGCGGUUGUUACAUACUGCGGUGGCAGAUUCUUCCAAUGACACGACAUGGCUACGCAACACAAUUUUUCGAACAAAGUGCACCUCUAAAGGGAAAAUUUGCAAUGUUAUAAUCGACAGUGGGAGUUGUGAAAAUAUAGUUUCUAACACUAUGGUUGAAAAGUUGAAACUGCCUCUUCAUGAUCACCCGGAACCUUAUCAACUUACCUGGUUAAAAAAGGGGAAUCUUCUAAAGGUAACACACCGUUGCCUCAUGCAAUUUUCCAUUGGCAAUAAAUACUCAGAUGAGGUUUGGUGCGAGGUCCUUCCCAUGGAUGCGUGUCAUAUUCUUUUGGGUCGUCCUUGGCAAUACGAUCGUCGGGCAAAACACGACGGGUUUCGAAACACGUACACGUUCAAAAAGGACGGCAUUAAUAUUACACUUGCUCCUUGUGAUCCACGACAAGAUGGUGCUGCUUCCAUGUUGGUUACCCGCUCGGUUUUUACUUCAUUAACAAAGUCGGAACCACCGCAACUAAUUUUUGGGUUAGUCAUGGCCGAACCCAAUGCAGACACUAAUGCCGUCCCUGAUGAGGUACGUCCUUUGUUGACUAAAUUUUGUGAUGUUUUCCCAGAUGAUAUCCCCGCAGGUUUACCAAUGAUGCGUGAUAUCCAACAUUGCAUCGACUUCAUUCCCGGUGCAAGCAUUCCCAACAAGCCCGCUUAUCGCAUGAACCCCAAAGAAUUUAAUGAGUUACACAAACAAGUUACCGAGCUAUUGGAAAAGGGUCUCAUACGCGAAAGCAUGAGUCCGUGUGCUGUUCCAGCAUUGUUAGUACCCAAGCCGAAUGGCACCUUUCGAAUGUGUGUUGAUAGUAGGGCGGUGAACAAAAUUACAAUCAAAUAUCGGUUCCCAAUUCCCAGGUUUGAUGAUGUGUUGGAUCAUUUACAUGGUGCUCAUGUGUUUUCUAAAACUGAUUUGUGUAGCGGCUACCACCAGAUUCGAAUGCGUCAAGGAGACGAGUGGAAGAUGGCUUUUAAAACACGAGAUGGAUUGUAUGAAUGGAUGGUCAUGCCGUUUGGGUUGUCAAAUGCACCAAGCACCUUCAUGCGUUUGAUGAACCAUAUUUUUAAACCUUUUAUCGCUAAGUGCGUGGUCGUCUAUUUCGACGACAUCUUGGUCUAUAGCGCAAAUAUUGAGCAACACUUGGCACAUCUCUGA
Helianthus annuus (common sunflower) is the source of this 2223-nucleotide messenger RNA. RefSeq lists its product as uncharacterized. The record is from RefSeq and is a predicted model, not a curated record. NCBI's taxonomy places the organism in Eukaryota, Viridiplantae, Streptophyta, Magnoliopsida, Asterales, Asteraceae. The transcript is spliced from 2 exons. Bases 1 to 2223 code for a protein of 740 amino acids.